AUGGCCGACCACAGCUCUCCAAACUAUAAGGAUCUUUACCUUAAGGCAGAGGAAGGACGGAAGCAGGCGGAAGAACGCGAGAGGCAGGAAGUAGAAGGGAGACGGCAGGCGGAAGAACGCGAGAAGCAGGCGGAAGAACGCGAGAAGCAGGCGGAAGAACGCGAGAGAUAG
Messenger RNA from Penicillium samsonianum, 171 nucleotides. RefSeq lists its product as uncharacterized. Bases 1 to 171 code for a protein of 56 amino acids. The record is from RefSeq and is a predicted model, not a curated record. NCBI's taxonomy places the organism in Eukaryota, Fungi, Ascomycota, Eurotiomycetes, Eurotiales, Aspergillaceae. The transcript has a single exon.